AUGGGGAGGAUAGAUGACGUAGCGCGCAUAAGAGCAGCAAGACCUUUAUGUAUUUUACACGCUACUGUACCGCCAGGGGCAAAUCAAGUGGAGCACUCUAUGUUAGUAGUAGGAUCCGGAAAUGGUGUUGAUGUGGAAAGCGCUGCUCCUACUUCCACGCAGUCACAAACGAAACACAUGAAAAGCAGACGUCCCAAAACAGGGCGAAUGCGACGAAAUCGUGUAUCUCCUACGCCUGUGAUUAACGCGGGCAGCCCGUUGCAACAUUGGGCGACAGCACCUCUUUCCCGGCUAUCAAAACUUAUAAGAUCGUCAAGCGCAUCGACUGCCUCCCUCCACUCACAGACGUCCACUGAUGAAUCUGAUCGAUUAACACAUCAACGUUACUAA
Arctia plantaginis is the source of this 390-nucleotide messenger RNA. The record is from the annotation of a GenBank genome assembly. Lineage: Eukaryota; Metazoa; Arthropoda; Insecta; Lepidoptera; Erebidae.